AUGGCUGGACCAGAAGACUGGAAUCGCGCGCAGGCCUUCCCAGGCCAGGAGAGCCGGGUCAUUUACGGACACCCGACCAUGACGGGCGUGCCAGCAGCUCGGCUCGAGGGGGAAGAUGCAAAGGCAUCGGCAAACUACAAGGAUCUCAGCACUGUUUCCGUGAGCUCAGUAUCACAAACCGGCGACUCUACAAAUCCUUCGCAGCGUCCCGUGUCGAGAGAGUCGCGAACAUGGCUGCCGAUGCAGGGCGCCAACGACUCGACUUCUCCGUCAGGUGGCAUACAUGAUGCCGCCUUGAUCUCUCCCCCCUUGGAGUCUCCCUACAGUCCUCCACCGGCUACUCACAUUUCUUCGCAAAUGUCGUCGUUUGCCAGUCGCCGGCCAAUGCAGCCCAUGGAGUUUGAGGACAGUCCCGCAGCCUAUAUGUCUUCUGGACCAGGGUUCGGGAGCGCAUAUGCUUCGCCUUACACUCCCCGUGAGGCAUACCACCAACACGGUCGGUCCACAACCGAGACCUCUCAGGCCUAUCUUUUACAGACACCGCCAGUAACUACAGAAUGGACGCGAGAAUCACCCACCCCGCCGCCAUAUAGCGCUGGCCUGCCACCAAAACAGCCCAAGAGGUGGUUCGUGUGGCGGCCAGAGUGGAUCAUGUUUGUUUUCCUCUUGCUGGGUCUCCUCGCCGCCGUGGGUCACCACAUCUUCUACAAGGCGUUGGACGAUCGGUUGGCAGAUAAUCAAGUGGCCAUGUUGCGAUAUGGUACCAUAUUGGCGUUCGUGGCCAAGGCGGGAUUUGUUGCAGCCACGGUAACUGCCUUUCGACAGCGCCUCUGGGUAACGGUGCGGAACAAGAUUCUCAGCGUCGGCGCACUCGAUUCCCUUUUUGCCGCAACAAGCGACAUUACGGCCCUGUGGAACCGGGAGAUUUAUCACAAGGCCAAGAUCGCCAUGCUCCUGGCCGGCCUUGUCUGGAUUACGCCGCUCAUAGUCAUCUUGACGAGUAAUACCCUGACUGUGAGGCUGGUCAACAAUAUCGUGGAUACAAAGUGCCCGAGUGUGCGGACUUUGAAUUUCACGUUUGAGGAGGUUGAGAACUUUAGAAAACCAACCAAGGUCAAUGGUUUAUACGGCCUGUCUGUGAACUUAUGGAACGCAACGACCUUAAACGACAGUCUUCCCGGCUGGUACGACUACUAUACUGCUCCACACGACCUUUUCAGAGCCACUGCCAGCUUGGGAAUUUUCUCCAAGAAGGUUAAUGCCGUCGAGACUAUAGCACACGAUAUCUGCGGUGUUGGCUGGAACUGCUCAUACACCAUUGAAUUUGUUGCACCGGGGUACAAGUGCACCGAAGUAGCCAAUGGUGUCAAUUCCGCAGUACAGAACUUGGGCGAUUCCACGCCGCCAUUCAAUACAAGCUUGCUGCUGCCCGAGGGACAAUAUAGCUACUUUGUGCACUCGACCGAGGGUGACUAUUCCACGGCGCAGCUCAAGGAAGUCUGGCCGGGAGGAAUGCCGCUGAAUUCGACACCUUCUUCUUGGCCCGAGCACUUGGGUGCCUUUCGAACGGAACCCAUUAUUUGGGCCGGCUACUCGGUCAUGGUCAACCAGAGCAACCCUCCUGCUAACAACACCGUAGCGGGCUGGAAUGAUGCAUUCAUUCCCAAAAUAUUUGCCUGCGAGCAUUACGAAACACAUUACAAGGUCAACUUCACCUAUGAAGGCAAGGACCAGAGCACGAAAGUCCUCGAGAGAACAUUCUUGUAUCCCGUGAUGAACACAACGUACCAGCGCGGCGUCGAUGCCAACGACGGCACCAAUGACAACACCACCGCAACGCCUGAGAGCAACUACGUGUAUCCCUAUCCCAUGUCCAAUGUCACCAACACCCGCCGUUACCGACGACUGGCAUCUUUCCACUCAAUCGGCUUGACCCUGCGCGAAGUCAUGAACGGAACGGUGAACUCGGCCUCGGUCCCGGUCCCCAAUGCCAACACCAAGGCGCUCCAGACCAAGUUGCUCGAUCCCAAGAACGAGUGGUUCGCGUACCCAGACCUGCAGACGCGCGUCCAGAGUUUAUACGAGGACAUCAUCUUAUCUAUGCUCUCGAAUCACAUGUUGGUGUCCGUAGCGUGGGCCGCCAAACCCUGGGAGAUGUCGGGCGACGAGCCGGGUAACCAGACGACACUGUGGCCCUGCACCCGGACGCGCUGGGAGAACCGCUACCAUUACGUGCUGCGCGAUCUGUGGAUCGUCUAUAGCUGCGCCUUUGCCUGCGCCAUUGUCGCCGUCAUCAUGGGCACGGGCGCCGUGCUCGCCAACGAGGGCCGCGUCUACGACACGCGCUUCUCCAGCAUCGUGGCCGCGACCCGGGGCCCCGCGCUGGAAAAGAUGGCCUGGCACGAAGACAAUGGCUCCGAUAUCCGCAAGAUGAAGGUCGGCUACGGCUUGAUUCACCGGGCUCGGCCCCUCGAUGCCGUCGCCGAGGACGAGGCGGCGUCUACGGGGGCGUCGACGCCGCGGGAGACUGGUGCGACGACGGCACAGCAGCGGCCGCGGUUCGGCUUUGGGCUCGAGGGUGAUGUGCGACAGACGAAGCGAGUGGGAAGCUUUUUCCAGAGGACUUGA
Messenger RNA from Pestalotiopsis fici W106-1, 2628 nucleotides. RefSeq lists its product as uncharacterized. NCBI's taxonomy places the organism in Eukaryota, Fungi, Ascomycota, Sordariomycetes, Amphisphaeriales, Sporocadaceae. The coding region runs from base 1 to 2628 and encodes 875 amino acids. The record is from RefSeq and is a predicted model, not a curated record. The transcript has a single exon.